GUUCUGGUAACCAGAGAUGCAGCAGGGAUUGUUUUCUACUAUGAGGAAUUCUUUGUUUUCUGUAAUAUUUGUUUUGUGUUCUUGCCAGAGACAGCAAGCAAGCAAGCAAGCAAGCAGGCAAACAACAGUGGACACACAGAGACAAGCUGGGGUUCUGAACUUGCCCAUCAGCUGUUCACACCUGCACAUCAGACCACCAGCAGUCUUUUGCAUCGUGCGCUCGAUGUCAACUGACGAAGACAGCUGGAUUCCAGAGCAUGAAACCACGGUUAGUGCCAAACUCCUUCAAAAGGCACGGAAGAGCCCUUUGGUGCCAGCUGGCAUGAUGGGGUUUGUGGCUGUGGCAGCCUACGGACUUUACCGGCUGAAGGCAAGGGGGAGUAUGAAGAUGUCUGUCCACCUGAUUCACACUCGGGUAGCUGCCCAGGCCUGUGUGGUUGGAGCCAUAACACUUGGCGCUGUCUACAGCAUGUACAAAGACCACUUCCCCAAACAAAAAUAGAUGAGACAUGGCUGGCAUUGCUUUGUCCCUUCUCCCUGAAUGGAUCUGAAUACCCCGGCGGCAACUCCGGCAGGGCUGGGAGAUCAUGUGGUUUGCUCUAGCAGAAGAAAUAAGCCCCCUGCAGCCUCAACUGCUUACUGAUACGGCUUAUAUAUGUUUCCCUAAAAUCCUGAUGUACGUGUAUAUAUUUUUAAAGUUUUGAGAAGUGAAAGGGAAUCCUUGUGGAAACAAGAGGACUGCAAAAGACCCUCGAGGGAUUAUCGAGUAGCUAAGCCCUCCCUCUGCCCAAGGAGAGGAUAACAGUUGCCCAGCCUGCUUCUCCUGAAGCUAUUUGCCCCUUCUCACAUUCUAAGUGUGACAAUUGCCUUCUUUCAAUCACACUGAAGUCCUUACCCUGCAGUUUCUCAAGAGAAAAACAAACCCUCUCCGAAUACAACAAAAUCUAAUUCAUAAUAAAGCGUGUGACUCGAGCACGUGUGUGUGCAUAAAAAGGAAAUUCACACUGACAAGUGAAGAUUCGCUUGACUCUGGCUGCAAAAUUAAUCCUUAUUUUAAUGCAAACUGAACUACUCUUGUGAUGUGUCUGCUGUGUAAUUUUCUUUUCUUUUUUAAGAUUACCUCUGCACCUAAGCACAUUUUAUAGAGGCUCUGUCCUGUAUAUGACUUAAGGACAAUAUUAACAUCUAAUGUCACUAUUUUAAAUACAAUUUAAAAAUUACCUUGCUUGAAAAGGCAUUAAAAUGCACGUAUUUGGUAAGAUGGCUUACAAUGGCAUUAUUCAUUUGAAUAAACAUUUCUUUGGACUUUGAUAUAUUUCUGCAUGUGUACAUUUGUAGACAAGACGAAUAUUUUCAGCAGACCUUCUGGAAAUGUGAUAUUCAAGAGUAGGGAAAAUUAAUAGAAGAUGACAGGGCUGGCUAAGUGCUUUUAUAAAGCCGAGACGUGGAGGAAUAUAAAUACACACCCAACUAGUGAAAUGCCACAGAAACAGAAGUAGACUUUUUUUGCUGUAUGGUAGAAAUGCAAAGAAUUGCAUAGGGCACGGGGAGAGAGUAUUCAAGUAUUUUAAGAGGGAGGAAUAUCUGCUCCCUGCCCCGCCUACUUUUGUAUUGAUUUUUAUACACCCGUUUCCUGCUUUACUUGCCUUUCCUUCUAAACUUCUAAGUGCCAAAUGGUGUAAUCUUUUACCUGAAGGAGUGUCUCCACCGCCACCCUUCAGCCCGGACACUGAGGUCCAGCUCCAAGGGUCUUCUGGCGGUUCCCUCACUGCGAGAAGUGAAGCUACAGGGAACCAGGCAGAGGGCCUUCUUGGUAGUGGAACGCCCUCCCAUGAGAUGUCAAGGAAAUAAACAACUAUCUGACUCUUAGAAGACAUCUGAAGGCAGUUCUUAAUGUGUGAUGUUUUACAAUUUGCUGGAAGCAACCUAGUCAGAUUGGUGGCAUAUAAAUAAAGUA
This is a messenger RNA of Zootoca vivipara (common lizard), 1957 nucleotides long. RefSeq names its product HIG1 hypoxia inducible domain family member 1B (gene HIGD1B). NCBI's taxonomy places the organism in Eukaryota, Metazoa, Chordata, Lepidosauria, Squamata, Lacertidae. The record is from RefSeq and is a predicted model, not a curated record. Gene Ontology annotation, biological process: mitochondrial respirasome assembly. Gene Ontology annotation, cellular component: mitochondrion.